UUUAAGCCUCCCCCCGCAACGAGGGACCACUGAGAACACACAGUGGAAACAUCCUUGCCCGACAGAUCAGCAGGCAUCCACCAGACAUUAUACCUUCUGAAAAGAAAACCAUGCACCCAGCUUAAUGUCAGCCGAAGUUGCAUUGCAGAAGUUCUCCUUUCCAUUUGCCUGCUCUGUAAGCCUUUCUUCUCAAGACAAGGUGACCCAGAAGGGACCUUCACUGGUAAAAGAUCCAGAACUUCAUACACCUAAGGACAAUCCAAUAUUAGGUGAGCCCACCCGUAUUACGGUUGUGCAAGCAUUUGUAAACAAUGAGGACCAAGCUCUGGAGAGCACAAAACCUCCUGAUGGGGGAGACACAGCAGCUGUCCAGCUCUCUGUCAGUGCCGAAGCCUCCCAGAAUGCCGUUGUUGCCAGGCAGAGCAUGGCUGAAAAUCUGAGAGUGGAGGGUGAGGAUCAACGACCAGCAGCAAAGAGGCAGCUGUCGUCAGAAAGUGCAGCCAAGUCCAUCACAGCUGUGAAAAAAAGUGCACAGAGGAAGGAGCCAAAUGAACAGACACACCUGCACCAGAAAGCACAACUGGGACAGAGGGGGGGACUAAAUGCUGCUCUGCCAGGCCAAAGAAAGCGCAGCAGGGACCUUUUCAAAAGUUCAGAGGUCUUCCAUAGACUGGACUCCGAUGUGAUCAGGGCAGGAGCAGAGCUGAAACAAAAGUGUGUGUAUGAUGUGAAGACAAUCGUAAAAAGCAUCACACAGGGUGCCAGGAACGAGCUGGAGCAACUCCGCGCCAUCUGGGUGUGGCUGUGCAACAACAUCGAGUAUGAUGUGAGCGGGUAUCUUGGCCACACAGAAAAGCUGAGCUCCCCAGAGGAGGUGAUAGCUGCCGGUCGGGGUGUUUGCUGUAGCUACUCCAAUCUUUGUACAAAGAUGUGCAGAGAAGUGGGCAUCGAGUGCCAAGAAGUGACGGGUCACAGUAAGGGUAUUGGUUACCGACAAGGUCAUAGCCUGAAGCAUGUGAAGUCGGAUCACCUGUGGAACGCUGUGCUUCUGGCAGGGGAGUGGUUCCUGCUGGAUGCCUGUUGGGGAGCUGGACAAGUAGAUAUGCAAAAUGAAAGCUUUGUCAAAAGGUUUGAUGACUUCUAUUUCCUAACUGACCCAGAGGAAUUCAUUGAUUCACACUUCCCAGAUGAGCAGAAAUGGCAACUCUUGGACAAGCCCAUCUCCAUUGAGGAAUUUGAAAAAAGGGUCUUUAAGACCUCAGCCUUCUUCACCAUGGGUCUCAGGCUGAUAAGUCCUCUUCACUAUCACAUUAUCACAGAUGAUGGGGAGGCAACUGUAUCCCUUGGGUUCUCCAGGCCGACCACGUUCACCUAUGAGAUCACACAGCAUCAAGAUCUCCUUCACUGUGGAGCGUUAGAGCAGAAAGAGUCAAGCAGUUCUUCCUUUGGCCUUCUAACUGUCUCUCAUCGGAGCAUGAAGUUGCAGCUCAUGCCACCUCAAAGUGACACGUAUGAUGUCCAGUUGUUUGCCAGAUCUGAAAAAGCUAUGACACCUCUGGUUUGGGUUUGCUCCUUCACUGUGGAGUGUCCAAACCCAAAGGCCACUGAGGACAUCCCAGAGAACCCCUUUCUGUCCUGGGGCCUACAACCUUUUGCGGGAUCCUUGGGUGUCAUAGGCAGUUCCCAGAACAGCGAGGUUACUGAAGUGGAAGAUGGGGUCUUUGACCUGGUGUUGAAAACUUGUAAGCCUCUAAUGGUGUUAUGUGAACUUGUCCACCCACAAAUGGACGAUGCUAUAUCCAAGUGCUGUCUGGCCACUCAGAUUCAACCGGACAGUCUGACGUGUCAUGUCUUGUGCCCUUUUCAUGGUUUCUACCGACUUUCGUUGUUCGUGCGGGACUAUGAGAAAACAGAAGUCAAGUUUGAGAAUGCUGCAAAUUACCUGCUGCACUGCAAAGGAAAGGUUGUUGGGUUAGAAGAGCUGUUUCCUCCAAAUCUUGGAUCAGCAUGUGGGCCAGGAACCCGAACGGCUAGGGCAGGGUUAUCUAGGUUCAGCCACAACUCGGCCUUGGUGAGUACCCAGCAAGGCAAGUGUAACAUUACCUUCCACAACCAGCAGGACCUUGAACUUCACUAUGUACUCAGCAAAAAGAACAUACCCUCAACCUUUCCACUUUCACGUUACAUAUUCUGCACCUACACAGACCACAAAGUGACUGUGAGUCUGAGUCUACCCGAGGCUGGGAUGUAUCGGCUGGGACUCUAUGCCCGCAUCACCUCCGGUGGAGAUUUCAGCCCAAUGUGUGAUUUUGUUUUGAAGAACAGCUUCCCUCAGAUAAGGCCUCCAUUCCCCUGUGUCUACUCAGCCUGGGGGAAAGGCUGUGUGCUGUUUGAGCCUCGUGUGGGUCUGCUCGAGCCACUCUCCUGGGUCCUUUUCAGGGUUCGAGUCCCUGGAGCCCUCCGGGUAAGUGUGGUGGGAGAGGACCGAACUGAUCUAAAAUUGAACAAGAGUAGAGUCUGGGAGGGGAAGGUUUUCAGUGGAAACGGCCAUCAGCAACUGAAACUGGCAGGUUCUUUGGGGGACUCCAGUGAAAUGUCAGUUUUGAUGAUAUUUGAUGUAAAGCAGCACGAGAAUGAUGAUACUCAUGAGGACUAACAGAAAUCAGUUUACGGUUCAGACUCAAUGAAAUAAUUUAAACUGUGAACUGUAGUCUUUCUGGUUUAACAGAAUAAUUUUUACUAAUACAUAAAUCUUUAAGGUGUAAAUAAGUGUAUCAGCUAUGUUCCAGUGAAACUCUAUGAAACAAUGGCAGACUAAAGGUUUUUGGGAGGUUUGCUUUAGAUUUAUACAAGAUUUUCCCAGGAGCUAUAGUACUGGUCAUAAUUACGAACACCCAAUAAUUGACUAGCUUCAACAACAUCCUUUAACAGAAAUACCAUGACUUAUUUUCUUUAUAACGUUAACUGUCUCUCCUUAUGUUGUGUACGUAUGUUUUAUGUUUUCUUUGUUUCUAGUCUGCUUCAGUUCAUUGACAGAAGUUUGUACAGUUUGUUAGAGUUCCACUGGGGCACCUCAGACAGCUCGGGGGCUGGGCUUUAAUUAGACCAUCACGACACAAUGUUUCUUUUCUUCGUUAGACAAUUUUCUAUAGAUUUGCCGCUCUGUUCUGAAUCCCUUGUUUGUUUUUGUUUGACCCAGUUUUAAAUGAACUUAAGAAGUUGGACAAGCAACAUAUAGAUUGACUCCAGAAGACUGUAGUAUACAGUGUUUGUGGUUGAUUCAAUGUGAGCAAGAUGCUAAGACCUCCGCUAUUGUGCUUGACUUUUGGUAUGAGUUACUUCCUGUGAUAUGCUUCUUGAUUGUUAUUUUAGUAAACAUCUCCACUUCGAUCUCACCUGUCCACAACACAUUUUUUAUAAAAACAUACAUGUCUCAUUGGUCCUACCUAUAGGCUUUUUUUUUUUGAAGCAAUAAUGAAUCAGUUUAACAGCGAUGUAUUGUUGUUCAUCAGGUGUUCUGAUGUAUUUUGUAGUUCUUAUAAUAUCCCUAAAAGUAAAUAUUCAUUAAUAGGGCACCCAGGUAUUCUAAGAAGACUGUAACGUUCUGCAAAACAAACAAAAACUCUUUCAGACUAUAUCAGUGGUGCUAAGUGAUGCAGUUACAUCAAUGGAGAAUGUUCACAAUAAGUGUGCCAUGUCAUGCCACACUUAUUGUGUCAAAAGGUAUACAAUAAAAAUUAAUUUUAAAGACAACUAGUUUAUGAAGCUUUUUUUGCAGUAGACACUGUAUUUAGAUUGAAAACAACAAAAACAAAAAAAACAACAUGUUGACUUCUAGGAAGUGCAGCUCGUGGCUGAAUAGUCCCCUGGGCCGGUCCCUCCUCCUGCACCAACCCACCUCAGCUCUUUUUUGUAUGUCUAUAAAAAGAAUAAAAGGUCUCAUGGACCUCAAACUCUA
Messenger RNA from Fundulus heteroclitus (mummichog), 3958 nucleotides. It is a transcript of the gene ky, whose product is annotated as kyphoscoliosis peptidase. The record is from RefSeq and is a predicted model, not a curated record. The transcript is spliced from 7 exons. Lineage: Eukaryota; Metazoa; Chordata; Actinopteri; Cyprinodontiformes; Fundulidae. Bases 125 to 2656 code for a protein of 843 amino acids.